Molecule: messenger RNA, 11455 nt
Organism: Xyrichtys novacula (pearly razorfish)
Lineage: Eukaryota; Metazoa; Chordata; Actinopteri; Labriformes; Labridae
Source: the annotation of a GenBank genome assembly
AGUGAUGGGCACUGCAGGGCUGUGGAUGUGAUAUCAUACUCUCUAGCCACAACAGGAGCACAGCAAUGACUUGGAUGUUUCUCUGAGGGGAACUUCUGCUCAGUUUGUUCAUGCUCCAAAGACAGGCUGGGUAGGUGAGUGCAUUUUGUCUUUUUGCACAAUUCUGCAACCAAAAAUUAAGAAUGCUUUAUGCCUGGUGUGUUUGCUGUGUAUUUUUCUUAUACUGCAUGGAAGAUGCAACUGGUUUGUGUGUAUUCAUACAUAAAGCCAUUCAUACAAACUCUAAAAAUACUCCUCGACUUACAAAAACUGAAUCUGACAAGCAGUCAAGAAUUCAUUUAUAUACACUUCCCCCUCUUUAUCUUUCCUCCCCCUCAGGCCUGGCCACAGGGAAAGAUGAGAAGAGGAGACUCACCACUGAGAAAGCAGAAGUCAAGUCCUUGCUUGGGAAAGAGUGAGCCUUUUUCUCUGCUUUCCUCUCAUUCCUUUACUUAAAUAGCCCUCUCUCAUCUUGUUGACCUCUCCCUCAGAUAUGACUUUGACAGCGAGAGCCAUCUUGGGGGGUUCAGCCAAUAAAAGCAGUGAAGUGUGUGAGAACAGGCUGAAAAAAAGGAGACAAGAUAAAGGCGGCAGGAUGUGGAGAGCUGCUUUGAGAUUGGAUGAUGAGUGCUAGAGUAAUGGCCUCAGAAGCCUCCUGUGGGAUUCACACAGUGAAUGGGAAAUAAUGAAUGAUGAUGCUCAUUCUCCAGAGUAGCUGUCGCGAUGAUAUACAGGCAACUUCAUUUUUCCACAUUACAGUACAUUUCAGCAGACUCACUCUCAAAUUCAAAUACACCCACAUUGCACAUCCAGAGUGAACACCAUUACAGCUCUCCCCACAUUAGUGUCUAAUGGAGAGCUUCAUAAGUCAUCUGAUCUGUUGAGUCCUAAAGCUAAGACACUGAUCAAUAAAGAAAAAGACUGCAGUUAUGACGAGUGGGAUUUUUUGUUGUUGAAAGAGGCGCUCAGAAAAGAAAGAAAAUCAGGGUUGAUGGGGUAAGAAUCAAGAGGCACCUAACGGCCCUAAAACUGCGAAGUUACCAUUGAUUUGUGAUUAAAAUCAUAUGUUAACCCGACCAAAUGUUGGGAAUUUACCCUUAUGGGACUAAUAAAGGAGUAUCUUAUCUCGUAAAAAAACAAUAAAACAAUGAGCUCUAAAACUCUAAAACAAUGAAUAACUGUCUGCAGGACAAAGUAUGCAGAAAUGCAGCAUUAGCAUGAGCCGUCUUGUAAUUCGACUUCCUUGGCCUGUGCAUGAAAAUCAGAUAUGAACAAAUGUCUCAUAGUUUAGUGUUAUUGUUGAAGUAAAUUUGUGUAUCUAUGUGUGUUUAAAUAUCUAAAUAUUUAUGCACCCUGUCUAUGAGGAGAGACCAGCCACUGAUGGAAAUCAGGUGUUUGAAUGGCUCAAGAAUUUUUAUUAUUUCUUUGGUUGAGUAAAAUCUAGGGGGCAGGUCCCUACUGUUUUUAACACAAGCUCCGUAUAAGUGACAAAAAAAAGGACAAAACAACUUUGGAUAACUUUCCAUCGUUGCAGAUUGUCUAUUUUUUUCAGUUAUGCAAGUAACUAAGAUGGAAAUUUGAAAUAAAAACAGUUGUCACAACAUUCUGCGAAUUCUUCGGAUUUCAAGACAAAACAAAAACAUACUAUUACUCACUCCCAUCAAGUAUUUUUAAUUCAAGACUCUUUCAGGGAAAUGCCAAACUACAAAUUCAUUCAGACCUGGUGAUAUUGCCUGCAGGAGUGGUAAGAACAGUGCUUUUAUUUAUUUAUCAUGUUGGUUAAACAGCUCCAGAAUCUUAUUUGUUAAAGCCAUCUUGAGGAAAUUGAAGUUUGCAUCAAUUUUGGCGCCCUCCUCUGGGCAAAGAUGGACAUCUUGUAAUUUUGCUAAUCCUGUCGGGUAAGAUAAGUUUCUCAUUAUGAGCAAUUGUUGUUGGAAAUGUAUAAAAAGGCUUUUUUUCUGCAGCUGUCUGACCACCACCCUCUUGUGUCCUUUUGUAGCUCAGAAAACAUCUGUAUGAAUUUCAGGCUGUUUCAUAACGAAUUGAAAAAUCAUCACAGGAGCUUUAAUGGAGAUCGUUGUUAAAAGACACUGCCUUAUGAGUGUGCUCUGCAUUCAUAUUGUAAUUUCUCCUCUUGCUUGGUUAUAAAUAACAGCAUUUAACACAUAAAUAAAAAAAAAAGCAUGUCUCGUUUAGUCAACUGAACUUUAAACAUAUCUGAGUGAGAAUAUUAGUGAAUAGGUAGCCUGAAAAUCUGUUAUUUUAAAAGGUACAACAACCCAUGAUCAGAACCCAGAUUAAAAUAUUGCUAAUAAGAGUGAAAAUAGUAUAAAUGCCUGGAGAGAUCUCAGACUUACUGCCUGUUUCAGAUAGCCUAUCUAAGAAGCUGAUUCAAGCAGCCUGAGGCUUUCAGAAUAAAAAGUAGAACCCCUUAUUACCUGGUCUGACUCCUUGGCCACAGAAGUCCUGAUGAGCCUCCAGGUUUUUGCACUUGGUGUGAGUGUACCUGAGAAAGAGAGACACAAAGAAAGAAAGAGAGAUAAAUACUAGAUAUCAUACUGUGUUUACCCUGAGUGCGGCUGUCUCUUUGCUGAAACCAUGCUUUGACAUAUUGUCAAGAUUAGAAGCACUGUCAACACGGUGACACUGGCUCCUCAAAAUAGAGAGAGUGAUCAGGGGGAACAAAACAGUAGGUGUGUGUCACCCUCAAAUCAUAGUUUGACUGAGACUGACCAGGAUAGAUACAGUUAGAAAUGAAUCUGACAACAACCAUGGAUAUGAGCGGCACUGAAGGUAAGAACAAAAACUGAUAAAGGCGCUUAAAUGUCAUGAAAAAGUAAAACCUAAUACAUGUAAUGGCUGUAGAGACUUUACUAGAUUAGUACAGGUCUGCUGUCAGACUAGAGUUUAUAAGACUAAGGUAGCAUGUGUUGAGUCCACUCUGCUGUUUCUAUGACGCAGCCAUGACAGGAUUUACACAAUCUAAAAAAAAAGAAUGAAAUAGAAUAACUCAUGUUCUUUGGCUUUUAGUGACAUCUAAAAAUAUAUAUCCUGGUACAUACCAGCCCAGCUGAUAAUCCACAACAAGAUGUCUGUCUUUACAUUUCAACUUCACUCUUCUCUUAUUCUUCUCAAGCUGUUAGUCGGAUUGUAAACAAUGCAGUGCACUGAAAAAGAAGGCACUGGUCAUUGCAGGGGAUAGCUUAAAAGGAAACCCUAAAACUAGGCAGAUGUUAGAGACGAUAACUAGACCGUGGAUCUAGUUUGGAUAUUUGAAGAGAAAGACUUUUUUAAUGUUUGAAGUAAUUUGUUUGCUCUAGCAUACGCAUAUUUGUAUGCAUACAAACACAAUGCUAUUUGUCUGUGUUUAUCUGUGAGCAUGAUGGAGUACGAAGGUGUAGUUCUUGUUUCAAUGAAAGUAUUACAGGUUUUAUCAGAGUAAAUAAUUAAUGAGGUCAUUAUAUUCUCAGCAUACAGCUUUGAGAGUCUAUUAUUUCAGUGUUGGCUUGUGGUUCCACAAAGCCUCACAUCAGCAGAGAGACACUGUUGUUGUUUGUCUGGAAUGAUGAGAGACCUUAAAGCCCCUUAUCUGAGAGAUUAGCUUGCUCAUAUUGUAUAGCAGUAUGCAACAUGGUUUCUCUUUGUUGUUUGACAUCCUGAUGACCAAAACCUGUAACACUAGAAACAUCAGCAAGACACUGUCGACUGCACCAGGUUAUCCACCUUCAGAAUGGACAGUUGUCUGUUUCUCAUAGGUCUUAUUCUGACUGUAAACAAAAUUAAUAUCUAGAUUGAGUUGUAAAAAGUGUAUUAUUAUAAACCAAUCUUGACAAAGGAGUCAUGACUAUGUGAAAAUAUAAAAAAUAUGGUUACCAGCCCUGCCUGGAUAAGUAUCUUUCUCAUUUUUAUUCAUGUUGCAGGUCGCAUGACAUGAUAAGAUGCAUGAUUCUUCAAGGAGAUCCUGUAGGAUAUAAACAAAUGCAGUAGUUUAAUGUAAUUUUCACAUACAUGAGUUCUUCACAUAUAGCUCUACAGGUGGUGUUAUUGCACAGCACCAAACCCUCAUACAGACAGAUAAGUUUGUUUACAAAACAGAGCAACUGGUCAGAGCAAGUGAAGUUCUCAUGAAGAUGAUACUCGGUCUUUGUAUGCUGUGACAACACGUCCCUGCCACAGGUCUUCUUCACUGUAUCGUCUUCUUUCUCGCAGACAUGCCUCGACAGUUCCCAAAGGUAACUCUGAGUGAGGAAGAAAAAGAGACACAGCUGCGAGCCGAGAAGGUUUAUGCAUCAGCGUUGAAGGAAGAAGACAAUAAGAAUGCCUUGUCGAUGUUCACCGUGCCGGAGGACUGCCCGAUCGGCCUCCAGCAAGCCAAGGAGCAUGAGCUGCUUAAGGAGCUGGCAGAGCAGAAGUCAGAGGAGAGCACCAAGAGGUAGGCCCUGUUUCAGGAACAUCGUUUCAAGACGUGGAAGGAAAGUAUGUGUGCUCAUAAUGAUCAAAUUACUAUUUACAGGAGGAAAAGCUUGAAGAUGAUUCGAUCCCAAUCGAUGUCCCUGCAGAUUCCAGUCAAUUCAGAUUGGGCACGAUCAGUGUCACCAUUCAUGUCCCCGAGCCCCACCUGCUCCUUAAUGCCGGAGAACUGCCCUGACUACCAGAGAGUCACUAUAAGUGGUGAUUACUGUGCUGGUGUAAGUAACCUGAGCUGGAGCAGUCAUUCUCAAAUUUAAGACUAUACUCUGGGAAAUGCUCUCAUUAUAAACCAGUGAUUUUCAAGUGUUUUCACAGCCUCAUGGUGUGUCCCAAAGAUACUACAGGUGGGCUGCUGGAAGUCUUCUGCAACACAAAUAUUUCGGUGUGCAUUUUAGUUGGAAAACUGUCACAUUCAUAUUGACCUUUUCUGUUUAGAAAAUGAAAAAUGUUUUUAAAAUGCUUAAAAAGUGAGCCAAAGGAGUUAUGUUAAAAGGAUAUUCCGGCGUAAGUUAAUUUAGGGUCAAACACACCGUAACACAGAGUUAGACACCCCCUUGAGAGAUGAGUGUUGCCGACCGCUUGCUUCUCUAGUUAUACCAACUUUAGUAACAACCACACGAUAGCAAUGCACAGCGAUCUGAGGAGCCAUAAACAAACCUCAACCAAAACGCCUCUCUAUAGCCACAAAUAAUGCUCAGAACAGCACCUAACUUCAUCAACAGUACAUAUAGAGUCCCAGCCAUAGUACUAGCCACCAAACAUCUUUUUAACUUUGCCUAAUUUCUUUAGCAAAGAGACUAAACACAACUCACCUACUCUCUUCCAGCAGCCGCUUGUUUGUAGCGAGACCUCAGGCCAGUCCAUUACAGACUGCGGUGGGUUGACGCAGCUCAAGGAAGAACAUUUAUGAUCAUUUCUACAUGGAAAUGUAAUCCGACCGAGAUGCUAAGACAGAAGAACUACUGCGUCUGCUGCGCAAAAUGAUUAAUAUGAUGAUUAUUGUUUAAGGAAAUGAUAAAGAAAUGAUACAGUAUAAAUACAGUCUAUGAGUUUGACCCUAAUUAAUUUUACGCUGGAAUAUCCCUUUCAUGAGAUUUUUAAAAGACAGGUAUAAAAUAAAGACAAAUAAAAAUCAUAUUCGUAUACUUUAAAUGACAGCCCACCUGUAGUAUGCUCAGGACCCAGUAUGGGACUGCAAAUUUCAUUUUAUAUUUAAAGAUGGGCAAUUACAUGUUGUUUCCAUUCAGAUCACUGUGGAGGACUACGCACAAGCAGCCAAAAGUCUGUUUAAGGCUCUUCUUAUCCGUGAAAAAUACUCAAAGCUAGCAUAUCACAGAUUCUUCAGAACUACGGCCCAGUUCCUCCGCAGUGCUGAGAACUCAAGAUGGAGUGAAGAUGAUGAGGUUAUUCCAGGUUUGCAUUACACGGUUUUAAAAGCUACACUCUCUGAGAUCUGAUCCAGGUCCACAUGACAGUAACAGAGCAAUGUUGUGGCCUCCAGAUAUGUGUCCACAUCCAAAAGAAGGAGAGGAUCCGUACAGUAUGGAGAGCAUCCCUGAGAACUUGAACUACAAGCUGAAGAUGAAAGAUGGGAUAGUGAACGUGUAUGAUAGCGCUGAGGCACUGAAAGAAAACAAAUCCCACGACCUUCCGUACCCAGACUUGGAGACCUUUGCUAUCGACCUCAGUCAUGUGCUGGCAAUGAUUGCAGAUGGACCUACGUGAGUUUCCUAGAACCAAAAAGCCACCACUUUCAUUCUGCUUGAACAAACAAUCCUGAUUGUAAGACUAGUUGCUGUCCUUAAAUCCUCAUAUUCACAUAGCAACCAUCUUCCUCUGACAUCACCCACAGAGUGUAGCUCUGCUGGUACAGUGUUUUAGGGCUUUCUUUAUGGUUUGAACGUCAAAUUACUUUCGGUUAGGGAUGUCUGGAUACAAUAUUAAUACUGGAUAUCGGUCCAAUAUCAGUGAAAAAUCGAAUAUCGGAUUAUAUCGGCCUCCAUCUAAAAUCUCCGAUAUUAGCACUCCGAUACAAGCAGUCCAUUCCAGACUCCACAUCUACGAAAGUUAUUUUAGCGCUUGCGCUAUACUCGGACAAGGCAAGCGCUGAAAUAACUUUUGUAGAUGAAACCAUCUUGUUUCCGCCUCCGAUUUUGUUUUUUUCCGACUUGGUAACUAAAACGCUGGGAGCUCGGGUGUGACGUCAUUUUCAGCUCGGACUUCUGACUUCCGAGGUAACUCGAAGCAGCAGAAGGUACGAACAACGUACUAAGGAGUAGGAGUGACGUUUGCCCUGUGGCAGUAUUUUUCAUUAAAGUCCGAAAAAGACGUUGCAGCUGAGUGCAAAACUUCUUAUGCACAAGUUUGUGCCAAUAUCAGAUCAGUAUAUCUGAUCGGUAUCGGCCAGUACUGAAGGCUACAAUAUCGGUACUGUAUCGGAGGUAAAAACAAGUUGUAUUGCGGCACCCCUACUUUCAGUUACCCAAAUAUUAGCAUUAACUUUAGCAUUCCAUGACAAAAUGACUCAGUUAUAUCCAAGGACUACAAACAGAAAGCAGAGAACACCAGCAUUUAGUCAUUCCUUGGCUAAUUUAUCUGCUAUCUUGGUGUUAACCAAAUGUCUCUGCUAGGUUUCCCUCUUAUCAUCCUGCACCAUGCAAGAGCAAAAAAUUCUACUUGCUGUUGGUAAUUUUAGGGUGAGGAAGUUAAACAGUAACUUAUGUUUUAUGCUAGCUAAUGGAUAAACAGCUAUUAGCUAGCUGAGAUGUCUGUUAAUUCCUGUCUUGUUAAAUCUUAUGGUCAUUUACGCUUAGAAUAACUGAAUUUCACUUUUUUCCCACAGAAAGACCUACUGUCACAGACGACUUAACUUCUUGAGUUCGAAGUUCUACCUCCAUGAGAUGCUCAAUGAGAUGGCUGAGCUAAAAGAACUGAAAUGUGUUCCCCACAGAGACUUCUACAAUGUUAGAAAGGUUAGUUUUCAUUCUCACUUGUUGUGAGCUCUAUUUUAACCAUAGACUGUAUAUACUAUGGACAAAUUGGUUCCGCUUUCCGCCAGUAUGUGGACAUGAAGCCGAAAAGCUCUCGGUAAUUGUGCAUUUUUUCUCCACUUCCUGAAACCAACAUUGCGCAGUAGCAUUGUACGCAUUUGGCGGGAGAGUCACCAAGAGUCACUGUGAUGACCCUCGGCUCAAACAGUGUGUCCCCUGGGUGAGCUACGCAAUCUUUGUACACCCAUUGGCUGUAUCAAGUGUCAAUCACAGAAAAUAUGAACCCCCUAAUAACUUUUAAAAAUGGAGCUGUGCAGAAAAAAGAGGAUUUGAACACAAACCAGUCUUAAAAUAACUACAUGUCAACAUUGCAACCAGGGGGGAGAAACAUUUAUGUUCUGUGUAAUUAAUUUCUAAAGUUUGUCCACAACUCCAUUAAGAGUGCUGGAGGAGGCGGGAUUUAUGACCUAUACUGCAGCCUGUCACCAGAGGGUGCUGUUCUCGAGGUGGCUGAACCCAGCGAGGAGGCAGUAGACGUCCAUUCUAUAUACAGUCUAUGAUUUUAACCAAAAAUAUCUCUCUAACUACAUUACCUACUUUACUGUGCAGAUAACAUUUUAACCAAGUGUGUUUCUGUAAAUGUUUAGUUCAUCCAGUAUACUCAACCUUAACAUGGUAUGUGUCACUCAGGUGGACACGCACAUCCACGCAGCUGCCUGCAUGUCUCAAAAACACCUGCUGACCUUCAUUCAGACGACAUAUGAGACUGAUGCUAACCGUGUGGUGUUGGAGAAGAUGGGGCAGAAGAUGACUCUGCAGCAGGUUUUUCACAGUCUCAAUAAGGACCCCUAUGACCUCACUGUGGACUCUCUGGACGUACACGCUGUAAGAACAGCAGAGAUCAUGAAUAUUAAUUGUUUAUCAUGAAAGCACGAACACUUGUGUCUCUCUAGACUUAACACUCUGUCCUAUUAUCAUUAUUUCUUACAGGGGAGACAAACUUUUCACAGAUUUGACAAAUUCAAUUCAAAGUAUAACCCGGUGGGAGCCAGCGAACUCAGAGAGAUCUUCCUCAAGACAGACAACCUAAUUAAUGGAGAGUAUUUUGCCCGCAUCAUAAAGGUAUCAUUUCAUAAAACCACAUAUUUUAAGUCAGAGGAGACUGGAAUGCGGCGAAGUACUCUUUUGUACUUUUGAUCUUUAACAGGAAGUGGCUCAUGACCUGGAGGAAAGUAAGUACCAGCAUGCAGAGCCUCGACUCUCCAUCUAUGGACGCUCCCCUGAAGAGUGGGACAGCCUGUCAAAGUGGUUCAUUCAACACAAAGUUUACUCUCCCAACAUGAGGUGGAUCAUUCAGGUCCCAAGGAUAUAGUGAGUCCAACACUCUCGACGAAGAACCACCACAUUUCUAUUUCUUAUCGUAGAAGCUCUGAAAGACAAAAGACAAUAUUCUUAUGUGUUUCAGUGACAUUUUCAAGUCCAAGAAGCUGGUAGACAAUUUCGCCAAAAUGCUGGAGAACAUAUUCAUGCCUCUGUUUGAGGCCACUGUGAACCCCCAGAAUCACAAAGAACUUCAUGUCUUCCUCAAAUAUGUAAGAUUUCGUUUUCAUUAAACUGUAACCCAAUUUAACAAAAUUCACCAACACACAAAUAUAAUAAGAAAUCCUUAUUGAUUGUGCAUAAAUCUGCAGUUCUUUAGAGCUAAAUAACCUUUUGAAAAAUAUAUUGCAUAGUGACUGUUGUUUAAAUACAACUUAAUCAAUAACAUAAAUUAGGGCACGACUUAUUAAAUCCUGGUUUCAUUUCAGGAGUAAAUAAAAGAAAGUGGUAACAGUUGUGAGACAUAAUUACAACAACAAUUUAUCACUCGUACUGACUUAAUUAACUUAUUUAUGCUGUUAAUGUCGUGUUUUUGUGUGCAGGUAUCAGGCUUUGACAGUGUGGAUGACGAGUCCAAACACAGCGAUCACAUGUUCUCCUUCAGAAGCCCAAAGCCGGAGCAGUGGACUGCAGACGACAACCCUCCUUACAGCUACUAUGUCUUCCACAUGUAUGCAAACAUCAUGGUCCUCAACAACCUCAGGAAGUAAGAUCUAAAGCUGUCCUUCUAUUUUAAAACAGGAGCACUGUCAUUGAACAAUGUAAAAACUUACUAAAUAAUUGAUGUGAUUUAUUGACUUGUUUGUUUGUGUCCCCGAUAGAGAACGCGGUCUGAGCACCUUCCAGUUCCGCCCCCACUGUGGAGAAGCUGGAUCCAUCACACACCUGGUCUCUGCCUUCCUGACGUCUGAUAAUAUCUCACAUGGACUCAACUUAAAAAAGGUACCGAGAACUAUUGAAAAGAUUGUAUUUUAACCUUUUAUUUGGAUAUUAUUACGUUAUUCUAUUUAAGGCAUGUGUAUAUUGUUCUUCAUUCACUUGUCUUAUUCUUAUUGAUUUUAUUGUAUUUUACUGGACUGUUAUGACAAUUUAAUUUCCCUUUUGGGAUGAAUAAAGUCAUCCAUCCAUCCAUCCACCGAUCUAUCUAUCUAUCUAUCUAUCUAUCUAUCUAUCUAUCUAUCUAUCUAUCUAUCUAUCUAUCUAUCUAUCUAUCUAUCUAUCUAUCUAUCUAUCUAUCUAUCUAUCUAUCUAUCUAUCUAUCUAUCUAUCUAAAGGGUUGCCAUAAGCAGACCUGGAACCACAAAAGCAGCCUGUGGUUUUCCCCAUAAUUCUUCACUUUAACCAAAAAGUACAUAGACAAAAAUAAAAUGAACUUUCUUGAAGUAAGCAAAAGGAGCAGUCAGGAUAAGUGCUGUAGCUUAGAGAGGACAGUAGAAGUGUUGAAUCCCUGGGGGUCAGACUGUAUUUAGGUUUUUGUUCAAUAAAAACAGCAGGACUAUUUUGUACCUUUGAAUUCAAAAGCACCAGAAUGUAAAUCUAUAAAGUGUCAGCGGAGGUCUCGGGAGGUCUAAUGCUAGAAAAUUAACAUCUGAGAAUAAACAAUUCUCUUCUUGUGCGACAAAGAGGAGCUGCAAAAUUAACACAGCUCACUAUAAAGAUUACAGAGGAUACAACUUCCACUUAUUUUUACACGGCACACGACAUACAGAUACCUCAAAACUAAGAACUGUUUACUGAAUGUGUCUGGCUGCAAGAUUAGUGUUCAUUUUCUUAUCCCUCAAAUUUCCCUCAGAGUCCUGUACUGCAGUACCUCUACUACCUGGCCCAGGUACCAAUUGCAAUGUCUCCACUCAGCAACAACAGUCUGUUUCUGGAGUACUCCAAAAAUCCACUCAGAGAGUUUCUGCACAAAGGCUUGUGUGUGUCCUUGUCCACAGAUGAUCCCAUGCAGUUCCACUACACCAAGGUAAACAUGUACGACUGGAGAAAUAGUGUUUACUAUACUUCUAAAAGUAUAAAUAUAUGUCUGACUCUGUUUGUGUCCUUAUUCUAGGAACCAUUGAUGGAAGAGUAUGCUAUAGCGGCUCAGCUGUGGAAGCUCAGCACCUGUGACGUGUGUGAAAUAGCCAGGAACAGUGUGUUGCAGAGUGGCCUAUCUCACCAGGUAUAGAAACACAUUCACUCCCUUCACUCUGUCAUUUUAGACUCAGCAAAAUCUCCCUCUACACUGAAUCUCAUCUGUCUGCCUGCUUUGCCGUUUGUUUGUAGGAUAAGAAGCACUUCUUGGGAGUGAACUAUCUGAAAGAUGGACCUGACGGAAACGACAUCCGCCGCAGCAAUGUAGCUCAGAUCCGCAUGGCUUAUAGACACGAGACGCUGUGUAACGAACUCAGCUUCAUAGUGGACGCUGUCAAGUCUGAAGCCAUAGACAUACUAUGUGAAUAAAUCUAAAUAUCAGGCAUGCUGAGCUCCACCAUUUAAGCUUUAUUUCAAAGGUGUCAGGACUGAAGUGACUGUGAUGGUUUCAAUGAAAAGCACAUAACUCUGCUAGUUCAAUAAAUGCCUGCUAUGCAAUA